Messenger RNA from Gekko japonicus, 2311 nucleotides. It is a transcript of the gene PGRMC2, whose product is annotated as progesterone receptor membrane component 2. The transcript has 3 exons. Lineage: Eukaryota; Metazoa; Chordata; Lepidosauria; Squamata; Gekkonidae. Gene Ontology annotation, cellular component: membrane; endomembrane system. The record is from RefSeq and is a predicted model, not a curated record. The coding region runs from base 11 to 643 and encodes 210 amino acids.
CUGGGCAGUGAUGGCGGACGAUGGGGAUGGGAAGCUAAGGACUGAGCAAGGAGGAGGAGGAGGAGGAGGUGGUAGCGGCAGCCCGGAGGAGACGGAAGCUGCCGCCACAGCCGGCGGCUGGCUCGGGGGAGGCGGCAUGCUGUUGAACGUGACGCUGUUGGCGCUCGUCGUAUUGGCGGCCUAUCAGCUCUAUAGGCGCUGGAGCAAGCGGAGCGAAGCGGGGGGCGCGGCGCAGCAGAGCCAGGCCUCUUCCUUGCCCCGUAUGAAGCGGGGGGACUUCACGCUGGAGCAGCUGCGCGAGUAUGACGGCUCGCGCACGCCGCGCAUCCUCCUGGCCGUCAACGGCAAAGUCUUCGACGUGACCAAAGGCAGCAAGUUCUACGGGCCCGAGGGUCCUUAUGGAAUAUUUGCUGGCAGAGAUGCCUCAAGGGGACUAGCAACUUUCCGUCUAGAUAAAGAUGCACUCAGAGAUGAAUAUGAUGACCUGUCUGAUUUAAAUGCUGUACAAAUGGAGAGUGUUAGAGAGUGGGAAAUGCAAUUUAAAGAAAAGUAUGACUAUGUUGGUAGACUCCUAAAACCAGGAGAGGAACCAUCAGAAUAUACGGAUGAAGAAGAUACCAAGGAUCACACUAAACAGGAUUGAACUUUAUAAAUCACCAAAGUCAUGGGCCUUCAAAACUGCAAUCUUAUUUCCCAUCACAGAAUGCCACAUCUUCGGGCACAGUUCAUCUGCUGCGGCAAACAAGUUUUGUACAAGAACAUCAUCAUCCUCUAUCAAUGAAGAUUUGAUUAGGCAUUCUUGUGCUGCCAAACUUUUUUUUGUUGCAGUUUAAUGUCUGGAAAGGCUUCGUUAUGAAGAGGGGCCAGGGAUUUAAAAUGGAAAAGCUGUUCCUUGUAGCCUGUUGAAGCCUUAGAACUGUUUAUUUACAAACGUCAGUGUUUCAUGUCAUUUCUACUCCUUCGGCGCUACAAUGGAAAGCCUCACUGUUUCAAGGAAUUCUAGUAAAUUUGGCAUCUGAAACAUUAACACACAAAAAAUGGGAAUAUUCAAACUAGUCUGUGGGGCAUCGAUAUCCAUGGCUGAAAACUAUUUUAAGAUCUCUACAGAUUACAGGGUUUCAAUAUAUUCCCCUGAAGGACAGAGGAAAGCUUAACUUUUCUGCAGAAGCUAUAAUUUGAAACCUGCCUUCUAUGCUUUUCCUUUCCCCUCAAUCAAAUCGGAAUAAUUGUGCCUUAUUUCACUUAAGACUUGAAUUGUUUUAAGGGAAAGCCCCAUAUGUGACAUGAGUCACUAAAAGCAGCAUUGAGGACUGAAGUUAGAACACUUGCUUGACUGGAAAACAUUGUCAUUCUGUAUAUAAAAUGUAAAGGAAUACUCAGUGUUACUGCCAUAUAUAUAAUUAGCAUUGUAAUAGCCAAACGCAUUUCCCUAUUUGCUUUUUAAAUAAGCCCACCCCCCAGGGAGCUCCCUAAAUUUGGAGCCUCAACCCAUGUCUUAGAAGUGAGAAGUGUGCAUGGGAUGUGGGUAUGUCUGUGGAUGCUUGAGUGCAAGAUUUGGAAAGGAUAAUUCCUACAGAUAUUGUAAAUAUGAAUACCAUUUUAAUAAAGCAUGUAAAAACCAAAUGUGCUGUCAGACUUUAUGUAGAAGCUGUUAAGCUCAUGUAGGGGUAGCCAGGUCUUACAUGUAUGGAAAAAAGGAAGAAGUCUUGAAUAUGAAAUAUUUUUGCACUGUUAUUAAAUAAAGCUUUACCCAUUUUUUUCUUCAGUUACCACAUUUAAUCCUGACUAGAAAUGUAUCUGAAUAAGUUUGAACAAAUUUUUGAGUGCAAAACCAGCUGCAAGUAGGGAUGAGGCAAAAGGGUUAAGUGUACAACAGUAGAGAGCGCAUCUUCAAAUAUUCUGGUUUCAGUUUUAACUGAACUUAUCACUGUUUUCUUAGUAUGUUAACCACACAGCGGCUUAGUGAAUAUAGCAAAUAAACAAUCUCACUCCUUGAAUGCUUCUCACAAACUAGUUGUCAGAACUGCAGUCUAGCAUCAAUAGUGAAAGCUAUGCACAAAGUGUCCUAAGACAGUGUCCUAAGCAUGAAUAAAACCUAACUAGCAGUGAUCUUUAACGUAUCGAAGGUAGCAUUUAAAUGACCAAACACAUCUGGCCCAUGCUCAGGUUGGCUUGUGACUGGAGACUGCUUGUAUGGUGUAUGUUGAAAGAUUUUCUGUAUCUGCUUCCCUACUGUUAGUGUGUGCACAUUUGUCCCUUAUAGUAGGUUGAAAGUCUCCACCCCCCUCAUUCAUAAGCCACAGUUCCAUUU